Molecule: messenger RNA, 1959 nt
Organism: Lithohypha guttulata
Lineage: Eukaryota; Fungi; Ascomycota; Eurotiomycetes; Chaetothyriales; Trichomeriaceae
Exons: 1
Coding region: 1-1959 (652 amino acids)
Source: RefSeq, a predicted model, not a curated record
AUGACUCCUCACGCGAUACCCUCGCAGGCAGGGUCUUCUGGCAACAUGCCUUCCCUUUCCCUUCGGAGCGCCUCUUUGCGCACUGGGUCUUUAUCUAAUGCUAGCGACAAUACUACAGCCACAGGUCCAUUCGCUCGCCGAGGGUCCGCCACCCUGGAUGCACUAACAAGGAGUUUGAAGAGGAAGUCUGGGGUCGAAGUUGUUCUGGAUGGCAAAGACGAGUUCGUCCGUACUUACUCCACCUUCGACAAGAUCCAAGGUCAAGUCAAUCUCAACCUGGAGAAAGACACUUUGAUUGGGGAUCUUGUCAUCAGCCUGGAGGGCUUGGCACAGACCUAUGUCGAAAAGCUCGCCACGGCAUCGCCAACAUCAGGCCGCGCAUCAGGAAGACAUACUUUCUUACGGGUGCUACAGCCCAUUUUCCAAGAGUCGUUGCCGGAGAACAUGCUUGCGAAAGCCAAUAUUACCUACACAAUUCCGUUCACUUUUGUUGUGCCGGAUCGCUUGUUACCCCAUAUCUGCUCGCACAAAACUGAACAUGAUGAGGUAAAGGCAGCGCAUCUGCAGUUACCACCGAGUAUUGGUGACCCCAUGCUUUCAGGCACAGGCAACGUAUUGAUGGAUGAUCUAGCCCCUGACAUGGCUAAGAUCAGCUACUACGUCAAGGCACGAGUCAGCAAAGCAUCGCCCAGUACAGGAAAAGUGACGGAUAUCGAGGAGAAACUCGCACGCAUACGCAUCAUUCCUGCUCGUGAAGAAGAGCCGCCACUACCUGUUGAUGAAAACAAUUCUUUCUAUUGCCUUCGUAAGGAGAAGAAUGUCCGCAAAGGCGUUUUCAAGAUUGGCAAGAAACUUGGUCGAUUGACUGCUGAAGUAGCGCAGCCCAAAAGUUUACGCCAGCCUGCGUUCACAAGCACGUCAAAAACACCAGUUACGACCAUGGCGACAGUAACUCUUCGCUUCGAUCCGACCACGGAGCAGGAGCAACCACCACAACUCGGCAGCCUAUCCGCGAAGCUCAAAGCGCACACCUUCUUUGGAGCUGCAGCUUACAAGAUACUGCCAGAGGUGUCCAAGUUCGAUAAUUGGUCAACACUACACGGAAUGUACCCAGAGACGGUCAGUCUUUCCUGCCGGAAUGUCGGCAGUGUAGUAUGGUCGAGGCACGAUCCAGAUAAACGGGAGAAGUCAAUUGCUUCCAGCAGUAGUGGUAUGACAACACUGUCCCGCCGAGAUUCGAACUUCUCUACAUCAUCAUCACACUCUAGCAGCAGCUCAGCCUCAGUACCAAUAGCUUCAGCAGCCUAUGAUUCGUCGUUACCUUUCUACACUGCGAAAGUACUUGUACCAAUAUCACUGCCUCAGGGACCAGAGGCCGAUGAACAUGGUCCUGCAAGCAAAUCAAUCUCGAAGGGCCCGUUGAAGAACAACAAAAGAAUCACCUUUGUUCCAUCGUUUCACACCUGUAUCGUAUCGCGAUCCUAUGCUCUCGAGCUUGGACUUUCCUUCUCCCCUGUCAGUAAUGCUGGCAGUGGCAAGAAUGCGCUCAGUGCGUCUAGCGUGACGCUACGAACACCCAUUCAAAUCUCUCAGGAAGGUUCGUCGCUGCCUCCAAUUGAUGACGAUAGCGGACACUUCAACCUUGGCCUUGUCGAAGGCACCGAUGAGUACGACGAAGCCAUGGCUCGUCAUCUUGACCAAGAACUGAACUUCUCAAACCCUUUCACUGGUGGCAGUAUAGAAGCUAUUCCGGAGUACGAGGAAAUUCAAACCAUCUUUCCACAAGGUGAGACUCGGCACGCGUCGAUUGCGGUCCCUCCCUCUGCUAUUACAGCACGCGAGCAACCACCAGAAUAUUACUCGCCCUUCAGUACUGCAACUGUGGGUAGAGGCAAUGUCGCUGCUGCAGGAGCAGGACUCGGAUUUGUUAGGAGGGUAAGUACUCGGCUACGUUCGUGA